AUGCGUCGGUCGAACCGUGAAGCGGCUCCCCCCACAUUGGCCCCCCUUCCUCCCCCCUUCUUCCCCAACCCCGCCCCACCCCAGCGGCCUUCCCACAUUGUCCCCCACCUUCGCUCCCCCCACCUUCGCUCCCCCAACCUCCGCUCCCCCAACCUCCGCUCCCUCACCCUCCGCUCCUCCACCCUCGGCUCCCCCACCCACGGCUCCCCCCACUUUGGCUCCCCUCGCGCCGCUCAGCGUCCCCCCUGCCCUCUCCCUCCCUACCGGGCAGAAUUUUUUUACAACAACUCGGGCAGCUGCGCGCAGCAGACGUCGUUCUUUGACGGGCAGCCCGUGCUGUCGGUGGGGGUGGGGUACGCCGUGGUGCUGGGCUUUGGUGCUUUCUUUGCCGUCUUCACCUCCUGGCUCGUGUGGCUGGAUAAACGAUACGUGGGCACGCGGCAGAGCAGUGAGUGGUUCAACACAGCUGGCAGGAACGUGAAGACGGGGCUUAUAGCGAGUGUGAUUGUAUCGCAGUGGACCUGGGCUGCCACUAUACUGCAAUCCUCCAACGUUGCCUUCCAGAACGGAGUGAGCGGGCCGUUCUGGUAUGCGAGUGGAGCAACGGUGCAGGUGUUGCUGUUUGGCAUCAUUGCAGUGGAGAUCAAACGCAAGGCCCCCAACGCCCACACCGUCUGCGAAAUCGUCCGCGCCAGGUGGGGCACAGCAGCGCACAUCUGCUUCCUCUUCUUCUGCUUCCUCACCAACACCAUCGUCACAGCCAUGCUCGUGCUGGGAGGCGCUGCAGUCGUCACUGCCCUCACAGGGCUCAACGUGUACCUCGCCUCGUUCCUCGCACCCAUUGGAGUCAUCUUCUACACUCUCGCAGGAGGCCUCAAGGCCACCUUCCUGGCGUCAUACAUACACAGUGCCAUCGUGCAUGGCAUACUCGUCACCUUCGUGCUGCUAGUCUACUGCUUCAGCGGCUACCUCGGCUCGCCUGCUGCUGUCUUCAACAACCUCGAGUUCGCAGCCAGCCCCACAAGGGACUGCCGCCUCACCAACCCGGGGCAGGUGUGCGGGCCGGUGGAUGGUAAUUAUGAAGGGUCAUACCUGACCAUGCUGUCGCCCGGGGGGUUCAUGUUUGGCAUUGUCAACAUUGUGGGCAACUUUGGAGCCGUCUUCCUCGAUAAUGGAUAUUGGAUGAGUGCCAUAGCAUCGCGCCCCUCCUCCACACACAGAGGCUACAUUCUUGGAGGCCUUGUCUGGUUUGCUGUCCCUUUCUCCCUCGGCACCUCCCUCGGCCUUUCCUGCCUCGCCUUGGGAUUACCGGUCACUCUAGAGGAAGCUUCCCGGGGACUAGUUCCCCCUGCAGCAGCCGUGGCUUUGAUGGGGGAUGCAGGGGCAGUGCUUAUCCUCGUUAUGGUGUUCAUGGCUGUCACUUCUGCUGGGUCUGCGGAGCUUUUAGCUGUUUCGUCGCUUAUGACUUACGAUAUUUAUCGGACGUAUAUCAACCCGAGGGCGACCGGGCGGCAGAUCUUGUUUUACUCUCGGGUUUUCGUGCUGACGUACGGGCUGUUUAUGGGUGUACUGGCAGUAGGGCUAAGCGAGCUGCGGGUUUCCCUAGGUUGGAUGUACCUUGUAAUGGGCGUGCUUAUAGGCAGUGCGGUUAUACCUGUAACGAACUUGCUUUUAUGGAAGAAGGCAAACGCAGUGGGGGCGAUAGCCGGGUGCAUUAUCGGGAUGAUCUCGGGUGUAGUUUCGUGGAUUACUGUAGCAGUGGUGAUGUACGGCACUGUAGAUCUCGUCAGUACGGGGGAAGAGGCACCCACGCUGACCGGCAACUUGGUGUCGCUCUUUGUGGGUGGCAUCGUGCACGUGGCUCUCAGCCUCAAGUACCCAGAUGACUAUGACUACGCCAGCACCAGAGCCAUAACGCUGGUGGAUAGGGACUGGCACUCCGACAUCCCCCACUGGGAGCACGACGAGACUCGCCUCAAGCAAGCCCGCCACCGGAUAUACCCAGAUGACUAUGACUACGCCAGCACCAGAGCCAUAACGCUGGUGGAUAGGGACUGGCACUCCGACAUUCCCCACUGGGAGCACGAUGAGACUCGCCUCAAGCAAGCCCGCCACUGGAUAAUCCUCUGGGGAGUCUGCCUCUCCGUGGUCCUCCUAGCCCUCUGGCCGCUCCUUGCCCUCCCCGCGGGGGUAUUUUCCCUGGGGUAUUUCACUUUCUGGGUCGUGAUUGCGAUCACGUGGGCCGUGGUUGCGUCUGUGCUUCACUUUCCCAAUCCUCCUUCCCAUCUCCCUCCUCACCAUCCUCCUCUCCUUCCCGUCCUCCACUUUCCUUCCUCUGACCUUCUCCCUGGCCUUCCCCCUGGCCUUCCCCCUGGCCUUCCACCUGGCUUCCCCACUCCCUUUUCCCCUUCCGCCUCCGCCUCAGCCUGA
Molecule: messenger RNA, 2430 nt
Organism: Closterium sp. Naga37s-1
Lineage: Eukaryota; Viridiplantae; Streptophyta; Zygnematophyceae; Desmidiales; Closteriaceae
Source: the annotation of a GenBank genome assembly